AUGGACAACCAAACCGCCUAUAAACUAGCAACCCCUGAAAGAUGCAAAAAGCUUAUGAAUCUUUCCCGCCAAGUGCUAGAAAAAGUAAAAACUAGUGGAGUUACCUCAGGCAACCAGAUAGCAAAAGAAAUCCUCAACGAUUUAUCUGAGAAUUCUUAUGGGGCCGAAUUCAAAAAUAUCCAGCGGCGGGUCUACGAUGCACUUAACGUGCUCCAUGCCCUAAAUGUUAUUUCAAAAUUCCGAAAUGAAAUCUCCUACCAAGGCUUCUCAAACGACAAAGAAGAAAAGAUCAUUCGCGGAACUUUAGAUGCUAAAAAAUCUGUUAUUGAAGAAAAAAGAAAAGCUUUAAACGAAAAUUUAAUGCAUUAUACAGCUUUGAGAAAGCUUUUAAAUAGAAAUAUGAGCCAAGAAUUAAAACCAAAUGUUCAGCUCCCUUGUGUUGUAAUUAAGGGAAAAGAGAUGAAAAUUGAUAUCCAAGAGAAUAAUGUAAUAAUAGUGUCAAAAAAUCCAAUGGCAAUUUACAAUGAUGCUCAUUUGAUGGCAAAUAUGAAGUUUCAUCAUAUUAAUAACGAGGAAUUAUUAGAGAAUUUCCCAAAAGAGUUGAUUGAUACAAUAAAUAAUGAGGAAGAAGAUGUGAAGGAAAAGGAUUAUAGAAAACUCUGUAUUGAAAUGUUUAGGAAAGGUCAAUGUAAUAAUUAA
This is a messenger RNA of Blepharisma stoltei, 699 nucleotides long. The record is from the annotation of a GenBank genome assembly. NCBI's taxonomy places the organism in Eukaryota, Ciliophora, Heterotrichea, Heterotrichida, Blepharismidae.